GUGCAGUAAGUAACCUCGUAACCUUGAGCAUAGCCGGCAUUUUGCGAUAAACAGACUCGUCUCUAAUAAUCAGAUUACUCGGAUAAAAGAAAAUAAUUAUGGAAGGUGAGAAUUGUCACCUAAUUUUGCAAAAUGGCAAAGUUUUUUCUGGAAGGAGUUUCGGCGCCAAAAAACCAGUCGAUGGAGAAGUUGUUUUCCAGACUGGGAUGGUGGGUUAUCCUGAGUCUCUGACAGAUCCAUCUUACCAUGCCCAAAUUUUGGUACUUACAUAUCCACUCAUUGGAAAUUAUGGUGUGCCCGGAGACGAAAAAGAUGAACAUGACUUGCCACUAUGGUUCGAAUCUGAUCGGAUUUGGGCAACUGCACUGGUCAUCGAUGAACUGUGCGAAACACCUAGUCACUGGCGACAAACACAAACUUUGUCCCAAUGGAUGAUGAAACAAGAAAUUCCCGGAAUUUCCGGGAUUGACACUCGUUCUUUGACAAAAAUUAUCCGCGAAAGCGGUACCAUUCUUGGACGAAUCGUUUAUGCUGAUGAGAAGCCUGUGUGCGAAUUACCUCUGGAUCCUCCAAUUGUCGAUCCAAAUGAAAGAAAUUUGGUGGCUGAUGUUUCACACGUAAAACCGAUCGACAGAGAUGUACUACAACACUUGUCUGAUGCGGUCAAGAUAAAUGCAGAUCUUUUUCAUUCUUGGAUAAUAGCUAGAAAAGUAUACAUUACUCCUGCCUUUGAUAAAAAAGUCAAAGCCGUUUUGCAUAAAGUUGAACUUACAGAAUUUUUAUUUGGGAAUAAUGUAAAUGAGUUGGUCAAUAGUGUCAAAGUAGUGGAAAGAAUAGGAAAGGAUUUAAAGCCUCCAUCAAACAGAGGUAAACCCAAUACUUCAUUAAUUCGGAGAGGCUCGUCAAACUGGAGAGGUUCAUCGGGAAAGCGAGAGGUGUACCAGAUGAACCGCGGAGGAAGAUAUUACACCUCAAGAAACCCAAAUCUGAGAGGUUUUCGAGGUUUUCCGAAGCCGAGGGAAUAUCCAAUCACAACCCAUGCUGCAGAAGAAACAAUAACUCAGGCAUUUCCCCCAUUUUCCUUGAUAACAAAAAUUUUAAAGAAAAUCCGAGUGGAUAAGGCUUUAGGUAUCAUAGUUGUGCCAUACUGGGCCAGUCAACCAUGGAAUCUUAUCGGGGAAAUCUACAGAAGAAGAGGAUUAGAUGAACCUUCGAUUGAGAUCAUAUUAAAUUCUUUAUCAGAGAACACAUAUAAGCAAUAUACGCCGGCUUUGAAAAAGUGGUGUUCCUUCUGUACUUCUAAUAAUCAAGAUAUUUUUAAUGGGAACGUAAACUUUGUGUUGAAAUUUUUAACGAAUCAGGUUAAUGACGGGGCACAGUAUGGCACAUUAAAUAACAUGAGAGCAGCAAUUUCUUUAUUGUUUAAUAACAAGGUCUCUAACAAUAAAGAAAUUAAUCGUUUCUUUAAAGGUGUUUUUCGGCUUAGGCCAUCUCAACCAAAAUACAGCAAUACUUGGGAUGUAAAUGUUGUUUUAAAAGAGCUAGAAGCCUGGUUUCCAUUAGAAUCUUUAACGCUAGAAAGGCUAACAUUUAAAUUAUCAAUGUUGCUGGCACUGCGUACAGGAUUUAGAGUACAAUCUUUAUCGUUGUUAAAACUAGAAGGGAUACAAAUAUCCUCGGAGGGUGUACAAUUAAGAAUUUUCGAUUUAGUUAAGACUUCGAGACCAGGAGCGAACCAACCAUACGGAAAUCGUGGCCACAACCAGCCAGUGACCCACCAUGGAACGGACCGUUGCUUCAUGACAUCGCAAAACCACGGAUUUGCAAUAGACGCAGAUCAGUUGCCAGCAGAUUGGGAGCCUCUAUUCACAAACACGAAUGAUAAGAGCAAUGAGGGCAUAAUUCACAGCAAGUUGCCCUACUUUUCCGUUCAGUUUCAUCCCGAACACACCGCCGGUCCUCAAGAUCUGGAAUGUCUCUUUGAUGUCUUCCUCGAAACAGUGCAAUUGGAAGCCAAGGGCAAAACGCCAGGCAAGAUUCAAGAAACGGUUAAAGAAAGAUUGCAGAAGAGUUUGCUUUGUGAGUCUGAGGUUCCAGUGGGCCGCUUUCAUCCGAAAAAGGUCCUCAUUCUCGGAUCGGGGGGUCUCAGUAUUGGCCAGGCUGGAGAGUUUGACUACUCUGGCUCGCAGGCCAUCAAAGCUCUUCGAGAAGAGCAGAUUCAAACUCUUCUCAUCAAUCCGAACAUCGCAACUGUCCAGACCUCCAAGGGAAUGGCUGAUAAAGUCUACUUUCUUCCCAUCACGCCCGAUUAUGUGGAACAGGGCAGUCGUUCUCAGCAUAUUGUACUCCCGAUUCGAAAGCGUUUGACUCGGUGCAACGACGAUCGACUCUCCGGUGUGGAUUCCCAGAGGAUCAACAUUCUCCAUGUUGCAGACUGUUAUGCAGUUGUCAUAGGCAUCCCGGACAACCUCAUACUCCACCUCCUUCCAGCCUUUCAGCGACUUGUCGAUGAUCAGUUGGUUCGAGUGUGCAAGGGCUUGUUGAGCAAGAGCUUUGAGCUCCUCCUUACUAUUCGCGAAUCCCGAGCCAAAUGGAAAGAAUUGACAAAUUUGGAAUCGGCUGUCGAGUUUUGCGAAAAGGUCGGAUAUCCAUGCUUGGCACGGCCUUCUUACGUAUUGAGUGGAGCUGCCAUGAAUGUCGUCUUCUCGAAUCACGAUCUGGAGACAUACUUGAAAACUGCCAGCUAUGUCAGCAAAGAGCAUCCAGUUGUCAUAUCGAAAUUUAUCCUCGAAGCGAAGGAAAUCGAUGUGGAUGCUGUCGCCUACGAUGGAACCGUUUUCUGCAUGGCUGUUUCAGAGCACGUAGAAAAUGCUGGUGUUCAUUCGGGAGAUGCGACUCUAGUCACUCCCCCGCAGGACAUCAAUUCGGAAACUCUGGUCAAAAUCUGUAACAUAGCUAAGGAUGUUGCUGCUUGUUUGUCAGUCACCGGUCCAUUUAACAUGCAGCUGAUAGCUAAGAUCGGCAGUAGCAUGAAGAGUGUGGGAGAGGUAAUGGCGAUCGGUCGCAAGUUUGAGGAGGCUUUUCAAAAAGCGCUGAGGAUGGUUGACGAGAAUUUUACAGGCUUCGAUCCUCUCAUCAAAUCCGUCAACGAAGACGAGUUGAAGGAUCCGACCGACAAGCGAAUGUUUGUGCUAGCAGCGGCAAUGAAGGCCGGCUACUCAAUUGACCGCUUAUACGAACUCACGCAAAUAGAUCGUUGGUUCCUUGCAAAAAUGAUGAAUAUCAUCUCCUACUAUGCACUCCUGGAAAACUUGCAAAUUAAGAAACUAGAGCAGAGGAAAUUGUCCUACGAGGUGCUGCUCGGUGCCAAGAAGCUUGGAUUUUCCGACAAGCAAAUUGCCGAGGCGACGAAAAUUUCGGACAGGUUGGUUCGAGUGCAGCGAAAAGAGAGUAACAUUUGCCCAUUUGUCAAACAGAUAGACACUGUCGCGGCAGAAUGGCCGGCCAGUACAAAUUAUCUCUACCUAACGUACAAUGGUGACGAGCAUGACAUCGAGUUUCCCGGAAAUUACACGAUGGUCAUUGGUUCGGGAGUUUAUCGAAUUGGUAGCUCCGUGGAAUUUGAUUGGUGUGCAGUCAGUUGUCUUCGAGAAUUGAGGAACCUGGGUCGCAAAACUAUCAUGGUUAACUAUAAUCCGGAAACUGUGAGCACGGAUUUUGACAUGAGCGAUCGGCUCUAUUUUGAGGAGAUUUCUUUCGAGACAGUGAUGGACAUCUAUGACCAUGAGAAUCCAGAGGGUAUUAUUUUGUCAAUGGGCGGGCAAUUGCCACACAAUAUCGCUAUGGAUUUGCACAGACAGCAGGCGAGGAUUCUCGGAACUGCACCCGAAUCGAUUGAUGAUGCUGAGAAUCGUUUCAAGUUUUCGCGAAAGCUGGAUUCCAUUGGAAUAUCUCAGCCCAGAUUAAUUAACCCUAGUUUAAAUGUCCUUGAAUGUUUCCAGGAUAAUGAGUUGAAAGUAAUUGAGUGCAACGUCCGGGUCUCUAGAUCUUUUCCCUUUGUUUCGAAAACAUUGAACCACGAUUUCGUUGCAACUGCGACGCGUCUAAUUUGCGGAGAGACUGUAAAACCCGUUGGUCUCUUGACUGGAACGGGUAAAGUUGGAGUGAAGGUGCCACAAUUUUCCUUCUCACGACUGACAGGAGCUGAUGUUAUGUUGGGUGUGGAGAUGGCUUCAACUGGCGAGGUCGCCUGUUUUGGUGACAAUUGGUAUGAAGCGUACCUCAAAGGAAUGUUGAGUACGGGUUUCCACAUUCCUCAGAAGGGAAUUUUAUUAUCUGUCGGCACAUUUAAGCACAAGAUGGAAUUGUUGCCGUGCAUCAGAAGCCUUGACCGGAUGGGAUACAAGUUGUAUGCCAGCAUGGGAACAGCCGACUUUUAUACGGAGCAUGGUGUACCCGUGGAGCCUGUUCAAUGGACUUUCGAGAACAUCGACGUGACCGAGGAUUCCAGUCCCACGGCGCUUCGUCACCUCGCAGAUUUUCUUUCGAAAAAGCACUUCGACUUAGUGAUCAAUUUGCCCAUGCGAAAUGGAGACGCAAGAAGAGUAUCUAAUUUUAGGACUCAUGGCUACCGGACAAGAAGACUUGCCGUCGAUUAUUCGGUUCCUUUGGUGACGGAUGUCAAAUGCGCGAAACUCUUAGUCGAGGCACUGUGUAUGUUGCAAGGCAAAGCACCGAAAAUGAAAACUCAUACCGAUUGUAUGACGUCCCGCACAAUGACCAAACUUCCUGGAUUUAUCGAUGUUCACGUACAUGCUCGCGAUCCUGGUGCAACUCACAAAGAGGAUUUUGCCUCUUGCACAGCUGCGGCGCUUGCCGGAGGAGUUACAAUGAUCCUGGCGAUGCCAAAUACGAAUCCGGCAGUUGUGGAUCAUCAAACUUUCAGUAUCGCAAAAGAAAGAGCUGCAGCAGGAGCUAGGUGUGACUACGGCCUCUUUUUGGGAGCUUCGUCGGACAAUUACAACAUAACUGCAGAAAUAGCGCCAAUGGCCGCGGCAUUGAAAAUGUAUUUGAACGAGACAUUCACGACCCUGAAACUGUCUGACCUCAGCGUCUGGAUUAAGCACUUUGAAAACUGGCCGAAAAAGUAUCCACUUUGUUGUCAUGCUGAGGGGCAAAUUGUGGCGACUGUGGUACUAUUGUGCAGUCUCAAUGGCAGACCAGUUCACAUUUGCCAUGUAGCUCGAAAGGAAGAAAUUCUGAUUAUUCGAGCUGCAAAGGAGAAGGGUCUUCCGGUAACAUGCGAAGUGUGUCCUCAUCAUCUGUUCCUCUCUCUAGAUGACUUGGACCGAAUUGGCCGUACUAGAGGUCGCGUGUGUCCGAUGAUCGGAACGCGCGAAGAUGUGCAGGCUUUGUGGGACAAUAUGAACUUUAUUGACUGUUUUGCAACCGAUCAUGCACCUCAUACUGUCGAGGAAAAGGCGAGUGAAAAACCACCGCCUGGUUAUCCAGGACUAGAAACUAUUUUACCUUUACUACUCACUGCCGUCCAUGAUGGAAGACUCACCAUGGAGGACCUUAUCGAAAAGUUCUACUUGAACCCAAAGCGAAUUUUCAACCUUCCGGAUCAACCCAACACUUACGUUGAAGUGGAUUUGGAAGAAGAGUGGAUCAUCCCGGAUGCGAUGCCAUUCACAAAAUCGAAAUGGACCCCAUUUGCCGGAAUGAAAGUCAGAGGAAUGGUUCAUAGAGUUGUUAUCAGAGGAGAAGUGGCUUAUGUAGAAGGACAGGUGCUCGUGAAUCCUGGCUUUGGGCAGGACAUUCGAGAUGUUCAGUUGAAGAUUAAAGAACAGACUCACAAUUCGCUCUUGACACUUGAGGUUCCCCUAAGUCGCCCCAAUUCUGCACUCAACAAUAUUUCUCCCAGUCUGGAAAGGAUCGGUAAACCAGUAGAGUUUUUGGAAGAUGACCAACCAGAAUUAUCGACAAACUUGCUGAAACCGAUCUCGCAAAAAUCGAACGUCCAUUUCAUGGAAGGAGAUGCGCGCGAUCUUCCGAAAUCUAUCGCCGGACAACGAAUCGUCUCCCCCGUGCCUUUUAGCUCAGGCAUGAGGCACAGAACAAACAGUGGAUCGAAUUUCAGUCAUCUAGUUGCACCAAGUAUCCACACUGUUGGAAAUCAUGGUCUUAUCAAUCAAAACAUACUUUCUGUGGAUAUGUUUAACAAACAGCAGUUGCGAGAAAUCUUUAUGCUGGCCGACACUCUCAAACUCUACGUGAGAAAAGAGCGACCUUUGGAUCAUGUUUUAAAAGGUAAAGUAAUGGCUUCCAUAUUUUACGAAGUGAGCACAAGAACAUCUUGCAGUUUUGCUGCCGCUAUGCUUCGACUAGGGGGAUCCGUCAUUCACAUGGAUGGAACGACUUCUUCUGUUCAGAAAGGCGAAUCUUUGGAAGAUUCUGUCGCAGUGAUGGCUGGAUACGCCGAUGUUGUGGUCCUCAGACAUCCAGAACGGGAUGCCGUUUCUCGAGCUGCUCAGCAGUGUCGGAAACCUCUGCUGAAUGCUGGCGAUGGAGUUGGAGAACAUCCAACGCAGGCUCUUCUCGAUAUCUACACCAUUCGAGAGGAAAUCGGAACAGUCAAUGGUUUGACUAUCACAAUGGUUGGAGACCUAAAACAUGGAAGAACAGUCCAUUCCCUCGCGAGACUGUUGACGCUCUACAAUGUGCAACUAAGAUACGUUAGUCCAAAUAAUUUGCGUAUGCCUGAGCACGUGAAGGCUUUCGUGACUGAACGUGGAAUUUAUCAAGAGGAAUUUAACAAACUAGAAGACGUCAUUGCCGACACGGAUGUGCUUUAUAUGACCAGAAUUCAAAAAGAACGUUUUGCCAAUGAUCAGGAAUACGAACAGUGCUGCGGCCAUUUUGUGGUAACUCCCGAGCUGAUGACGCGAGCCAAGAAGAAGAUGGUGGUUAUGCAUCCGCUUCCACGAGUCUUUGAAAUAAGUCGAGACUUCGACACAGAUCCAAGAGCCGCUUACUUCCGGCAAGCCGAAUGUGGAGUCUAUGUUCGCAUGGCUCUUCUGGCAAUGGUUCUGGGCCGUUGUUAAUCUUCUUUUUUUUAAAAGAAAAAACAAAAAAAAAGAGCAUAAAACCGACUGCCAUUACAUUUAAUGCCAUUACAUUUACACUUUCUUAUUCAAAGACGAGGUCGCGCUCAUGUAAAAGUAUAAAAAAAUCACGGCUUGUUUAAUUUUUAAACUCCACGGAACUGUCAGGAUUACUUUAUUUUAAAAUGCGUACAGCCGGUUAUUUCACAUUAUUUAUAAGAUACUUUCCUGAUUAGAAAGUUUUUUUUUCCACCGAGAAAGUGAAAAGUAGUUUUUAAAUAUAAAGAAGGAUAAAUAGUUUUUAAUAGUAGUAGAAAUAUUGAUGAGAAAUGCAUAAUAAUUUACAUUCCGACUGAUUUUAAUUACUUGCUCGUAAUUGCAAAUUUUCCAGCCAUAUAGUGAUCGCUCUAAAUGUUUUUAGAAAUUUUUUACUGCACUGGAGACGAGGAUUAUCAGAUCAAUUUCAAUUCAUAUUUAAUAAUCUGCUUCAUUUGAUAUUAAAUUUUGUCUUUUUAUUUUGAUUUUACUAUUAUUAUCAUUAGGUAUGAUGCGAUCCGCUGAUUGUCGUAAAAAGAAAAAAAUAGUCUCUCUUUCCGGAGAAGAUUAGAUCUGCCGUUAAAAUUGAAACCGAGUGAUCUUACCGGUCGUCUUAUUAAUGAGUUUGGUGCAUUGACACUUGAUAAAGACACAGUGAACUUGAAAAUGACCGGUUGAGUUUAAACCUUAUAUAUAUAAUAUCAUUAUUAUUGUAAUAGGGCGUCAUUCGCCCGUCAUGAAAGCAGAUAAGAGAAUUUUCCCUCUAAUUUCAGAAUUUAAUUCUUUUUAUAGAGACGAAACCAUAAUUUUUAUAUUGAAUAUUACAGAAUAAGAUUUUUUCGAUAAAUAUAUUUUUAUACUUGUAUAUACAACACAGGGUAUAUUCGGAUUUUUACAGAAAAUCUUCAUUUUUAUUUCCCAUUCACGAUUUUUCAUCGCUUGAUUUUGAGUGCUACAGUUUUGACUUUGUCGCUAUACUGUGUUACUAUAAUGUGUACUUUAAAUAAAAAAAUCAUUCAAAUUAAACUAUAAUAGAACGCUUUUCCAC
Messenger RNA from Belonocnema kinseyi, 8190 nucleotides. RefSeq names its product CAD protein (gene rudimentary). The coding region runs from base 99 to 7106 and encodes 2335 amino acids. Gene Ontology annotation, cellular component: cytoplasm; carbamoyl-phosphate synthase complex. Gene Ontology annotation, molecular function: ATP binding; amino acid binding; aspartate carbamoyltransferase activity. The record is from RefSeq and is a predicted model, not a curated record. NCBI's taxonomy places the organism in Eukaryota, Metazoa, Arthropoda, Insecta, Hymenoptera, Cynipidae. Gene Ontology annotation, biological process: L-arginine biosynthetic process; 'de novo' pyrimidine nucleobase biosynthetic process. The transcript has 27 exons.